This is a messenger RNA of Ectocarpus siliculosus, 1458 nucleotides long. The record is from the annotation of a GenBank genome assembly. NCBI's taxonomy places the organism in Eukaryota, Phaeophyceae, Ectocarpales, Ectocarpaceae.
AUGAGGAGGACCAUGGCAAGGCGGACCACAGAGAAACCCACUACCACGAAGAAGACGAGGGCAGCGAGCUCGUCGCGGAAGGCCGGGGAUGCUGCGGCGUCUGGAUCGGGCGUGGUGAAGAAGGAAGAGGACUCUGCUGAUGCAGCGCUCCAGGGCGGCAAGGGCAAGCAACCCGCGCGCGCCCCGCGCAUGGAGAACGAGACAGCCGGCCAAGACACUCUGAAGAGGAACAGGGUGGAGUCCAGCAGAACAAGGAGUCCUGGAAAUAUGACCCGGUGGAGUAGGAGGUCAUCCUACAGGUUGUCCUCGAGCGCUUGGGCGACAGGAUUUAUUUGCGGUAAGGGCUACGGCUACGAACAGUGGUACUCUCGGGUCGCGCAUCACGUCAAGAUCGAGCUGGCCAAGAACAAGGGUUACAUGAAGACCCACGGAUCUCUUCUGGAAGAACGCUUCGGGAGGGCGGAGAUGCAACACCUCAGGGGCUGGUUCGUCGCGCAGAAGGAGAAUUACACGACAGCCAUGAAGAAGAAAGGCACGGGCUCGGAAGGAGGCCGGAUCCAGAGGUCUCCCAACAAAAUCCAGCAGCUGAGGGCCCACAUCUUCUCCGGCAACGCUGCUGCGAACAAGCGGAAGUUUAUGUUGGAGGUCGUCUCUCUUAAGAACGGGAAGCGCCAUAAGGUCGCGCAUGCAGAUGCCGGUGGUGCGGCUAGUGCCUCGGGUGGUGGCGCCAGCAGUGGUCAGGGUGGGGGAAAGGGGAAGGGGAAACGGCGUCAGAGUAAUGGAGUUCGCGGCGGAGGUGACGACACGAGCGGGAAAUCCCAAGCGCCCGGUGGCGACGACGCGACGGGGGAAGGCAGCGGCGGGGGAAAAAAUAAAAGUCGUCGGAAGGCAGCGAUGGUGGCGGCGGAGGAGGAUGACCAAGAGGAUCCCCCGAUGGACGUAGGCGGAGAUGACUGGGCCCCCUCAGAAUCGGAGGACGAAGAGGAACUGCGCAGCCGAGGGGGGGCUGGUGGGGAGGGCGGUAUGUCUGACGGCGACUUGCAAGACGUGGCUGACGACAGCUCACCAGACGUGGUGGAAGUGAAGCGUAAGGGUCGCCGCAGAAAAUCUGAUAAGUUGGAUCCUAAAAGUUUCCAGCUCACAGCAACGAAGGAGAGAGACGCACGUGACAAAGUGUUCACGUCCACCAUGCUACAAGGUGUAGGAAUGAUCAUCGGCGGGCAUGGGCAGGACGGGUCAGGCGCCGCCGAUGGUGCCGGUGGUGCGUCUGGCGUGAAUCGGGGGAAGAUGGAGGCAGCGGAGAAAUCAGUCUCUCUGCUCAGAAGCAGUUGGAUGGACUCCAUUGUGGCCGAGAAACACGGGUACGGCAGUCAGGCCGAAGUAAAAGGACAUUACGAUAAAUACCAGGCAGCCGUUGCCCGGCAGCAGGCCUUGAUCUCCGGAGUCAACGACGGGUGA